CAAGCUUUGGACGACACGGUCGAGGGGAGCUUGAGCUCAAGUGAUGGAGAGGCUCCCGAGGACGAAGUUAAUGAGAUGGUGCUGGAUCCAGGCGAGAAGUAUCAGUUCGUGGACGAGUUUCAACAGCGAGUUCAAGUCGCUGCCUCUCCAGCAGGCUGUUGCUUCGGCUCACGAGCCGGUUGAACUUCCCAGCUCGGAUAUAUGCUUUGAUAACUUGGUGGUGAAUCGGUCUGGCAGGCUCAAGGUAAAGCCUGUAGCUGAUGCGAACGUUCUCAAAUUUGGAGCCGAGACAACAGACCACAUGCUCCAAAUCUCUUGGAACGAGCAGCAGGGAUGGCUCUCCCCGGAAAUAAAUCCUCUGCAGCACCUAAAGCUUCAUCCUUGCGCACAAGUUUUGCACUACGCCACAGAAUGCUUCGAAGGCAUGAAGGCCUACAAGGAUAAAGACGGUCGGAUUCGCCUCUUCCGGCCUCUAAUGCACAUGAACAGGCUUCUCAAGUCCGCUCAGCGCCUAGCUCUUCCGGAGUUUGACAAGAUGGAGCUGCUUGACUGCAUCAAAGAGCUGGUCCGUCUAGAACGCGAUUGGAUUCCCAGCAAAGAAGGUUUCUCGCUUUACAUCCGUCCGGCUAUGAUCGCGACACAGGCGUGCUUGGGAAUUCAGGCCCCACGAGAAGGGAUGCUCUUUGUGGUCCUCUCACCAGUCGGUCCAUACUUUCCUACCGGUCUCAAGCCCGUCAAACUCUUUGUGGACCGAAGAAACGUCCGGGCAUAUCCAGGUGGUGUUGGUGAUAGAAAGCUGGGUGGCAACUACGCUCAGACUGUGCUCCCUCAGCUGGAGGCUGCCAAACGAGGAUGCUCACAGGUGCUAUACGUGCUCGAAGGGACGGAGAGAAUUGGCGAAGCAGGCUCCAUGAACAUCUUCUUUCUGCUGCGAGAUGGAACCAAGAGUGGCGCAAUGGAGCUCGUUACACCAGCUCUCGAUGGAACUAUUCUCCCAGGAGUUACCAGAGACACGGUUCUCAAGCUCGCCAGUAACAUACCGGGCCUCAAAGUCUCGGAGCGACCUUUAAACUUUCCAGAGAUUGAAGCUGCUGUUGCUAGAGGUGAUCUGCUGGAGGCAUUUGGCACUGGUACAGCGUGCAUGAUCCAACCUGUCGAAGGAAUGCUCAAAGAAAACGGCCAGCUCAUAAGCGUGCCGUUCAACUUGGAAGCGGCGAAUCAAUGGAUCUCGAGACAUGACUGUAAAACCCGAGAGAUCCCGUUUAAUCUGUGUGGAUACCUGACAAGAACGAUCUCAGAUAUACACUACGGCCAUGUUUCAAGCGAAUGGUCCGUUGUUGUAAAUUAAUCAACGGUUUUAGUUGUAGCUCCACAGUAGGAAGAUUGGCUUGAAUUCUUUGAAACACUUCCCAUCGAUUA
Messenger RNA from Selaginella moellendorffii, 1419 nucleotides. Its product is annotated as branched-chain-amino-acid aminotransferase. NCBI's taxonomy places the organism in Eukaryota, Viridiplantae, Streptophyta, Lycopodiopsida, Selaginellales, Selaginellaceae. The transcript has 4 exons. The record is from RefSeq and is a predicted model, not a curated record. The coding region runs from base 44 to 1348 and encodes 434 amino acids. Gene Ontology annotation, molecular function: branched-chain-amino-acid:2-oxoglutarate transaminase activity. Gene Ontology annotation, biological process: branched-chain amino acid metabolic process.